This is a messenger RNA of Thamnophis elegans (Western terrestrial garter snake), 1710 nucleotides long. Its product is annotated as polypeptide N-acetylgalactosaminyltransferase-like 6. Bases 1 to 1710 code for a protein of 569 amino acids. Gene Ontology annotation, cellular component: Golgi apparatus. The record is from RefSeq and is a predicted model, not a curated record. NCBI's taxonomy places the organism in Eukaryota, Metazoa, Chordata, Lepidosauria, Squamata, Natricidae. The transcript has 12 exons.
AUGAAAAGAAAACAGAAAAGAUUUCUGCAAAUGACACUGCUAUUCCUGGUGACUCUAAUAUUCCUGCCAAAUAUUGGACUCUGGUCUUUGUAUAGGGAAAAACAUUUUAUGAAAUCCACAGUGCUGGGAGAGCAGCAGACUUUGCCAGUGAGGUUUGGAGAUGGACAAUUGUAUACCUGGACAGAUGGUUUGAAAAGAAAGGACUGGCAUGACUAUGAACGUAUUCAAAAAGAUGCCAUGCGUUUAGGGAAAGGUGAACAAGGAAAGCCAUAUCCUGUCACAGAAGAAGACAGUGAUGAUUCUGCUUAUCGGGAAAAUGGUUUCAAUAUUUUUGUAAGCAACAAUAUAGCCUUGGAACGAUCACUGCCAGACAUUCGACAUCCUAACUGUAAGGACAAGGUAUACUUGGAGAAGCUCCCAAACACUAGUAUAAUUAUCCCAUUUCAUAAUGAAGGUUGGACUUCACUUUUGCGGACUAUACACAGCAUUAUCAACAGGACACCAAAUAGCCUGAUAGCAGAAAUUAUUCUUGUGGAUGACUUCAGUGAUAGAGAACAUUUAAAAGAGAAACUGGAGGAAUAUAUGGCUCAUAUUGACAAAGUGAGAAUUGUGCGUACCAAGAAGCGGGAAGGACUUAUUCGCACCAGAUUACUUGGAGCUUCAAUAGCUAAAGGAGAAGUAUUGACUUUUCUAGAUUCACACUGUGAAGUUAAUGUGAACUGGCUACCUCCUUUACUAAACCAGAUUGCACUGAACCAUAAAACUAUUGUAUGUCCUAUGAUCGAUGUCAUUGACCACAAUCACUUUGGGUAUGAGGCACAAGCAGGGGAUGCCAUGCGUGGAGCCUUUGACUGGGAAAUGUAUUACAAAAGAAUACCAAUUCCACCGGAGCUCCAAAGGACUGAUCCCAGUGACCCUUUUGAAUCUCCUGUUAUGGCUGGAGGCCUCUUUGCUAUUAACCGACAGUGGUUUUGGGAUCUUGGUGGCUAUGACCCUGGAUUAGAAAUCUGGGGAGGAGAACAGUAUGAAAUAUCAUUCAAGGUCUGGAUGUGUGGAGGUGGCAUGUUUGACGUUCCAUGUUCUAGAGUUGGGCACAUCUAUAGGAAAUAUGUUCCAUAUAAAGUCCCAUCUGGUACCAGUUUAGCAAGGAAUCUGAAACGUGUGGCAGAAACUUGGAUGGAUGAGUUUGCUGAAUAUGUUUAUCAGAGGCGACCUGAAUACAGACAUCUUUCCACUGGUGAUAUUUCAGCCCAGAAAGAGCUUCGCAAGCAUCUCAAGUGCAAGGAUUUCAAGUGGUUCAUGGCUGCAGUGGCCUGGGACGUCCCCAAAUAUUUUCCACCAGUGGAGCCGCCACCUGCUUCCUGGGGAGAGAUUCGAAAUGUGGCAGCUAAUCUCUGUAUGGACAGUAAGCAUGGUGGAACAGGCACUGAACUCAGACUAGAUAUAUGUGUGAAGGAUGGUUCUGAACGGACAUGGUCACAUGAGCAGCUGUUCACCUUUGGUUGGAGAGAAGACAUCCGUCCAGGAGAACCUCUUCACACCCGAAAAUUCUGCUUUGAUGCAAUUUCACACAGUAGUCCUGUCACACUUUAUGACUGUCAUGGUAUGAAAGGCAACCAGCAUUGGAGCUAUAAGAAGGACAAAACUUUAUUCCAUACGGUGAGUGGCAGCUGCAUUGAUUGCAAUCCAGCAGAAAAGAAGAUUUCAUGA